UCUCUCCUCCUCCUCCUCCUCCCCACCGCCGAGCCCGGGCUGCCCAUCCCCUCGCUCUCGCCAUGCCCAACAUCGUGCUGUUCAGCGGCAGCUCCCACCACGACCUGUCCCAGCGGGUGGCGGACCGGCUCGGGCUGGAGCUGGGCAAGGUGGUCACCAAGAAGUUCAGCAACCAGGAGACCAGUGUAGAGAUUGGUGAAAGUGUGAGAGGAGAAGAUGUGUAUAUCAUCCAGAGUGGCUGUGGAGAAAUAAACGACAACUUAAUGGAGCUGCUCAUCAUGAUCAAUGCUUGCAAGAUUGCAUCAUCCUCCAGAGUGACGGCUGUAAUUCCAUGUUUUCCGUAUGCCAGGCAAGAUAAGAAAGACAAGAAGGGGUCCGUGGAGCGUUGGAGUCGUGCUCCAAUCUCUGCAAAACUUGUUGCCAACAUGCUAUCAGUUGCAGGGGCUGACCACAUCAUCACCAUGGAUUUGCAUGCUUCUCAGAUCCAGGGUUUCUUUGACAUUCCAGUAGAUAACCUGUAUGCAGAACCUGCAGUGCUUCAGUGGAUUAAAGAGAACAUUUUGGAGUGGAGAAACUGUAUCAUAGUCUCACCUGAUGCAGGUGGUGCAAAAAGGGUUACUUCAAUCGCUGACAGACUGAAUGUGGAAUUUGCUCUCAUUCAUAAGGAAAGAAAGAAGGCAAAUGAAGUGGACAGAAUGGUCUUGGUUGGUGAUGUGAAAGACAGAGUUGCAAUUCUUGUCGAUGAUAUGGCUGAUACAUGUGGCACAAUAUGUCAUGCAGCAGACAAGUUAGUAUCUGCUGGAGCUACUAAAGUUUAUGCCAUUCUUACUCAUGGCAUCUUUUCUGGUCCUGCAAUUUCUCGGAUUAAUAAUGCAUCAUUUGAGGCUGUCGUGGUAACUAAUACAAUCCCCCAAGAAGAGAAAAUGAAACAUUGCCCAAAAAUCCAGUUUAUUGACAUUUCCAUGAUCCUGGCUGAGGCAAUUCGAAGGACACACAAUGGUGAAUCUGUGUCUUACCUGUUCAGUCACGUCCCCUUGUAACGGCAGGAGACUGCAUCUUUGCAAAAGUCCCUUCAGCUAGCACUGUUGUUUUUAACAAUAUCUCAACCACAAGAAAUUUGUACCUUUGUACAAUUUCAGAGCUUAUAUGUUUAAUUAUUAUAUUUGUCUUAUAAUUACAGUUUUUUCUCUGUAAAUGGGCAAUAAAUCUCCAUCUUGCAGAAACUAUGAAUUCCCUUGAGAAUUUGGAAGUCUUGUGUGUUGUGUAUGUGCCUAUCCUCACUUUGCAUCAAACUGCUGCUUCAGAUAUGUUUUUCUAGACAGAACUACAUACUGUAUCUAGAAUUGAAAUGGAAGUAUGCGUGUAAGAUCAUUUUCUGUGUUAAACUAAAUGCUGCAGGCUUGGGUAUUUUGUAUCUAUUCAUCUGUCAGGCAAGCAGCUCUUGGGUUUUGUUUUGUUACGCUUAACUACCACGAACAGUAUUUUGUAUGCCCUAACAGAAUGUAAACUUCCUGUUAAUUUUGAGCAACUGUUGCCACAUCCAUAGUAUUAACUGUUUCAUACACUUCGUGUUCUCUUUUCCACAAUUAUAUAUGUGGCUGCUGCUUUCUUUUGUAAAGUUCUCAUUACAUUAAAUCAUUUGCUUAACAUCUCUUCUUAUUAGUUACUGACUUCUGCUGCAAGAUUAAUGUUUCAGUAUUCCUGGGAUUAUUAAUUUAAUGUGUUGCAAUAAUAAGGACCAACAUUUAAUCUCUUACCAGUGUGUUUUAAAUUUCAUUUUUCCUUGUAGUUUUUGACAUGCCUUGAUUGUGAUCAUAUGAAUAAAUUCAUAGCAGUUUUCCUGUUAUUAGUGUAAAGCUUCACUAUGCAAAGUUCAAACAAAAUUUAAACACAUUUGUAUUUAUACAAGCUGGUCUCUACCCACUUUUACUUGAUUAAAAAGUAUUUGAAAAUA
Apus apus (common swift) is the source of this 1954-nucleotide messenger RNA. It is a transcript of the gene PRPS2, whose product is annotated as phosphoribosyl pyrophosphate synthetase 2. Gene Ontology annotation, cellular component: cytoplasm; ribose phosphate diphosphokinase complex. The transcript is spliced from 8 exons. Gene Ontology annotation, molecular function: magnesium ion binding; ribose phosphate diphosphokinase activity. NCBI's taxonomy places the organism in Eukaryota, Metazoa, Chordata, Aves, Apodiformes, Apodidae. The record is from RefSeq and is a predicted model, not a curated record. Bases 63 to 1040 code for a protein of 325 amino acids. Gene Ontology annotation, biological process: 5-phosphoribose 1-diphosphate biosynthetic process; purine nucleotide biosynthetic process; ribonucleoside monophosphate biosynthetic process.